UAAUAGUUUUGCCCGCCAUUUUCCAACACUACCACCUGCCAUAAAUCAGCUGUCGCUCGAAAUUCAACGGCUCACAACAUUUUGCGGGACCUUAGAUUUUAAAUCGUUGGAGGAGCAGGACUUCGGUAAUUUUAUAUAUCAAGAUUCAGCCCUCAACGAAUGGAAUGAUGCGGCUGCGGCGGCGUUUUCUCGCUUUCGUGGGCGGCGUGGUCGUCAUUUGGUUUGUGUUCCUCCUUAUGGGCUCCGACAUAAUUAUGGACUACGAUAGACCUGCCUCCAAGGAAGAGCCUGUCGAGUUGCUCUGGUGGUCCCGGCACAUGUCCUGGAACUACGAUGUGGAACGGCAGUGCGGCAUAUAUACUUGUCGCGUUACCAACAAGCGGAACCGCCUCAAAUCGUCCAGGGGAGUGCUUUUCUACGGCUCGGCUUUGGAUGUUGGAGAUUUCCCACUGCCGCGUCGCCCACAGCACGCAUGGGCUCUGCUGCACGAGGAGUCGCCCAGGAAUGUGCCUUUCGUGCCCCACAACGAGUUCCUUAACCACUUUCAGGUCACCUCCACCUUCAGCCGCUUUAGCAAUUUUCCCCUGACCACCCAAUACCUUCCAAGCGGCGGGGCGCUCACCUCGACGGAUUAUUAUGUUUCGUUUGCCGGGAAAUCGGCGUCGGCCCACCGCCCAUCAACUUCGGUGGUGUUCCUGCAGAGUGAUUGCGACACAAUGACCGGACGGGAAGAUUACGUAAAGGAGCUGAUGAAAUAUGUGGAAGUGGAUUCCUACGGAGCUUGCCUUCAAAACAAAAAACUUCCAAAAAGCCUCCAAAAAGACUACCUUAACAAUCUUUACUCGCCGGAGCUGUUAAAAUUUUUAUCCAGCUAUAAGUUUAUGAUUGCCAUUGAGAACGCCGCUUGUGCAGAUUAUAUAACCGAAAAGUUUUGGCGUCCGUUGGUCAUGGGCGUUGUGCCUAUUUACUUUGGAUCGCCUACGAUAAAAUAUUGGGAACCUAAUAACAAAUCAGCCAUUUACGUGUCCGAUUUUCCACAUCCACGGGCAUUGGCCAAAUAUCUGCACGAAGUGGCCGAAAAUCAGACUGAGUACGAUUCGUACCGAUCCCACAAGAUAACCUGGAAUCGCCCCAUUAAAAACAAAAAGUUGAAUUACAGUCUGUUAACUCGUCAAUACCAUAUAGGAGAUACCUCCCCUGGAGGAAGUCUCUUCGAAAGAUUUGAGUGCUCAGUGUGCAGAUAUGUGCUCACAAGCACCAGGAAGACUAGAGCCAACACUACACACUACGAUUGCCCCAUAGAACCGGAAUACGCCCAUCUAGAAUCACAGCAGGAGCCUCAGAAUGUUGCCGACUGGAGAUCCAUGAUGCAAGUGGGAAAGUGCCAAGCCAAAAUUCUAGACACAUACUUUCGCCGCAAUCGCAGCUAUACCAAAGCGGAAUUUGAUGUCGAAAUCAACCGUAGAAUGGAUGAAAGUGAUUGCGUGCUUUAAAUUUGUAUUGGAUUUAUUUUAACUUUUAAACUGAGAUAAUUAUUAAACUUUUCUUAAGGCCAUAAAAAA
This is a messenger RNA of Drosophila ananassae, 1562 nucleotides long. It is a transcript of the gene FucTB, whose product is annotated as alpha-(1,3)-fucosyltransferase B. The transcript has 4 exons. Lineage: Eukaryota; Metazoa; Arthropoda; Insecta; Diptera; Drosophilidae. Gene Ontology annotation, cellular component: membrane. Gene Ontology annotation, molecular function: alpha-(1->3)-fucosyltransferase activity. The coding region runs from base 165 to 1493 and encodes 442 amino acids. The record is from RefSeq and is a predicted model, not a curated record.